Messenger RNA from Aspergillus chevalieri, 1395 nucleotides. RefSeq lists its product as uncharacterized. NCBI's taxonomy places the organism in Eukaryota, Fungi, Ascomycota, Eurotiomycetes, Eurotiales, Aspergillaceae. Bases 1 to 1395 code for a protein of 464 amino acids. The transcript has 2 exons. The record is from RefSeq and is a predicted model, not a curated record. Gene Ontology annotation, molecular function: monooxygenase activity; iron ion binding; oxidoreductase activity, acting on paired donors, with incorporation or reduction of molecular oxygen. Gene Ontology annotation, cellular component: cytoplasm. Gene Ontology annotation, biological process: secondary metabolite biosynthetic process; amino acid activation for nonribosomal peptide biosynthetic process.
AUGUUCCCCGACCAACAGUCCUGCCUGUUUGAGCUGGUUCAGCGUCAAUACCAGCUCCAAACCACGGCACCGGCGGUAUGUGCACGGGAUGGAGACAUGACCCAUGAAGAACUGGAACGGUAUUCCUCCCGACUUGCAGCCUAUCUUCAAACCAGAGGCGUGGGAGCGGUGAGUUUCGUGCCGCUGUUUUUCGAGAAGUCACGUCUUACCGUCCUCUGCCAGAUGGCGGUCAUGAAGGCCGGAGGCAUCUUUGUUCUCAUGGACCCGGCUCAUCCAAUUCGCCAGGCUCAGCGUCUCUGUGACGAGCUGAAUGUCAAUCUCGUCCUAACCUCGGACGCCUUGUACAAUGGCUUGGAAACCCAACGAGAGGUAGGACUCAGGAAUGCGGCGUAUACCGGAUUUACAGCUGGGUCCACCGGGAAGCCAAAGAUCUUCGUCCUGGAACAUCUCUCAGUUGGCCAAGUUCUCCAGGCACUAUACUCAUUGAUUCCCGUUAAACCGCAGUCUCACUUGCUCCAAUUCGCAGGGUAUACCUUCGAUAUCAGCAUCAUGGACCACCUCGCUGCCCUGGUUUCCGGGGCUUGUCUCUGCGUGCCGUCCGAAUGGGAGCGUCGCAAUUCGCUGGCCGAUGCCAUGUGCGGAUACCAGGUGGACUACGCAUGCCUCACCACCUCUGUUCUGCGAACUCUGCGUCCCGCAGAUGUCCCUUGUGUCAAGACGGUAGUACAAAUUCGAGAAGCGAAGGCUUCGGAUGUGGUCGACCGCUGGUCCCACAUGUGUCAAUUGAUCAACGCGUAUGGACCAGCCGAAUGUGCCUUGGCAUGUAGUGUGCAAGAUCGCUUGGGCCCUGGCUCUGAGGCCACUAACAUCGAGACCUGCAUCACUGGUGCCCUCCCGGUGGUGGAUCGAGAUGACUAUCAAUGCCUUCUCCCCAUCGGCGCAGUGGGAGAGCUUGUCGUCGAAGGACCUCAAGUCGGUAGAGCAUACAUGGGAGAUCCAGAGAAAACUGCAGCCGCAAUGAAAAAAUGGCUCCGGGUUGUGGUUUCGUACUCCACUGACACGUUUAUCGCCGCAGACGCUCUGCAUUGGUGGCCUCGAAUCCUUCGUCCGGUGCUGACCCGGGUAUUGCGUCUAUCCGGGCCCGAUACCUUUGACCCCUACAGAUUUCUCACACUCCGACAAACAGCGCCCGACAAAGAGACCUAUGCACAAGCCACCACACCGUCGCCCGAUCACAUGGGAUGGGGAUUGGGCAAGCAUGCUUGUCCAGGACGAAAUCUAGUGCUUACAGAAAUCAAGAUUGCUCUUUGUCAUAUUCCCCUGAAGUAUGAAUUUCAGCUGCCGGGUGAUGUGCGGCCACGGCCAUCGCUUUUUGGUAUUUUUCUUUGCUUCUGA